CUCCUCCUCUUCCAAGUGUGUAUGUUAUGAACUUUGCUCUGCCGUAUUUUUUUCUAUAGGGUUGUAUGUUUGAGCUCAAGUUCGCAACAUUGCUGCUUCUGAACCAGCUGGAGAUGAUCAUGGGAAGCACGUUGGCCAAAUGUGCAGCCAUCGACCUGGCCGUUCAGUGGGUCGGAUGGGCACUAGCGUCUACUCUCAAAACUGAAAAGUUUUACGACUUGGCAGGAUCUGGUACCUAUAUAUUGCUGGCUCAUCUGAGUCGUGUAUGGGGCGGAAAUGGACACCUUAGACAGAACGUACAAACUGGACUUGUUACUGCCUGGGGACUGAGACUUGGGACAUUUCUCUUUCUUAGAAUCUUAAAGGAAGGACAAGACCGGAGGUUUAACAAUGUCAGAGACAGCCCUGGGACAUUCUUUGUGUACUGGACCAUGCAAGCUCUGUGGGUAUUUGUUACCCUCUUGCCCACCCUAAUUCUAAACAGUGAGAGAAGAGACCAGCCCCUUGGCCCACGUGACUACAUCGGUUGGGGAAUAUGGGGGCUGGGUUUUGCUACAGAGGCCAUUGCCGACCAGCAGAAGUGGAAUUUUAAGAGUGAUCCAGAUAAUGCUGGAAAGUUUAUUCGUCAUGGACUGUGGGCAUACAGCAGACAUCCAAACUACUUGGGGGAGAUCCUGCAAUGGUCAGGGCUGUUCCUGUCCGCUUCCUCCGUCAUGAGUGGACCUCAAUACCUCAGUGCGGUUUCUCCGCUCUUCGUCUGGUUCUUACUGAGACAUGUUAGUGGGAUCCCCAUCCUUGAGAAGCAAGCUAUGAAGAAAUGGGGAUCAGACCCGGCUUUCCAGAACUACAUCAAGAACACUCCCCUCCUAUGGCCCUUCCCCAAGUUUAAAGGAGAAUAAAGCAUAUUUUCAGCACUUGCUUGUGACAAAUGAACAAUGAAAGCUUAUGUGAAUGUCUGAUAUAGACACCUAAGU
Rhinichthys klamathensis goyatoka is the source of this 974-nucleotide messenger RNA. RefSeq lists its product as uncharacterized. Gene Ontology annotation, cellular component: membrane. Gene Ontology annotation, biological process: lipid metabolic process. Bases 66 to 899 code for a protein of 277 amino acids. The transcript is spliced from 5 exons. The record is from RefSeq and is a predicted model, not a curated record. Gene Ontology annotation, molecular function: oxidoreductase activity, acting on the CH-CH group of donors. NCBI's taxonomy places the organism in Eukaryota, Metazoa, Chordata, Actinopteri, Cypriniformes, Leuciscidae.